CUCCUCUCUCCCUCUGCCAAACAACCACCUCUUAAUAAAUCCCAAGCAACGGAAAAAAAGCUAAAAAAUCUUUAGUCUAAAAAAAGAAAACUAAAAAAACAAAAAUCUCUCUGGUUUUUUAUUUUAUUUUUUACUGUGACAAUUGUAUGCUUUUACAGAGAAGCAAGUAGUCUUCAAAUUGUGGCUUUAAUUUUAAUUUCUUCAUAAUAAGAGAUUGAGAUGCCAUCAGCUCCUGGUUGCUCUAAUUUUGGAUUUUUAUCAUAAUUUUGGCUAGUAAAUAUCGAGAUUUUUGAAGUUUGAGAGUGCUGAGAAGUAGCGAGUGAGAGGUUGACGACCUGUAGUGGAUUGAUUUUUUUCAACAACAAGAAGCAAAACUGACGUCGUUUUGGGCGCUUGAUUGGAAUGUUAAACUACGAAAUUUUGAUUCUUGAUUGGUAGGGUUUGCGUUGUGUUGUUGUUGCAUGUGAUUGGCGUAAAAGAGAGAAAGUUAAUAUUGGAUUUGGAAGAUAAAUUUAGAUGGCCAGUUCAUCUGAGAGGUGGACUGAUGGUCUUCAGUUCUCCUCACUGUUCUGGCCUCCACCUCAAGAUGCUCAACAACGAAAGGUUCAAACUAAAGCCUAUGUUGAGUACUUUGGCCAAUUCACAUCAGAACAAUUUCGGGAGGAUAUAGCUGAGUUGAUUCGUAACCGUUAUCCAUCAAAGGAGAAGCGCCUUUUUGAUGAUGUCUUAGCAAUGUUUGUUCUUCAUCAUCCGGAGCAUGGGCAUGCUGUUCUUCUUCCAAUUAUUUCAUGUAUCAUUGAUGGAACGCUGGUGUAUGAUAGUAGUGCUCCUCCAUUUGCUUCUUUCAUUUCUGUCGUCUGUCCUAGCAGUGAGAAUGAGUACUCUGAGCAGUGGGCUCUGGCAUGUGGUGAAAUUUUGCGAAUUUUAACCCAUUAUAACCGCCCAAUAUACAAUUUGGAACAACAGAAUAGUGAAACAGAGAGAAGCAAUAGUGGUAGCCUGGCUACGACCAGUGACUCUAGAGAUGGAGAAUCUGCUCAUGUGCCUUUGAUGCUACAUGAUAGGAAACCUUUGAGGCCUUUGUCUCCCUGGAUUACUGAUAUAUUGCUUGCUGCCCCACUUGGUAUCAGAAGUGACUACUUCCGCUGGUGCAGUGGUGUUAUGGGUAAAUAUGCAGCUGGAGAGCUCAAACCCCCAACAACUGCUUCUUCUCGUGGAUCUGGCAAGCAUCCUCAGCUCAUGCCAUCAACUCCAAGGUGGGCUGUUGCAAAUGGUGCUGGUGUUAUAUUAAGUGUGUGUGACGAUGAAGUUGCCCGCUAUGAGACUGCUACUUUAACAGCAGCUGCUGUCCCUGCACUUCUACUUCCUCCUGCAACAACAGCUUUGGAUGAACAUCUUGUUGCUGGGCUUCCAGCACUUGAGCCAUAUGCGCGUUUAUUUCAUCGUUAUUAUGCCAUUGCAACUCCAAGUGCUACUCAGAGACUUCUUCUUGGACUUCUGGAAGCACCACCAUCAUGGGCUCCAGAUGCGCUUGAUGCUGCUGUACAGCUUGUGGAACUUCUCCGGGCAGCUGAAGAUUAUGCAUCUGGCAUAAGGCUUCCUCAAAACUGGAUGCAUUUGCAUUUUUUGCGUGCAAUAGGUGUUGCAAUGUCCAUGAGAGCAGGUAUAGCUGCUGAUGCUGCUGCAGCUUUACUUUUCCGUAUACUCUCACAACCUGCUUUACUGUUUCCUCCACUAAGGCAAGUUGAGGGAGUUGAAGUUCUACAUGAAGAUCCUGGUGGUUAUAUUUCAAGCUACAGGAAGCAGAUGGAAGUGCCUGCGGCUGAAGCAACCAUUGAAGCAACUGCCCAAGGGAUUGCAUCUGUGCUUUGUGCCCAUGGCCCUGAGGUUGAAUGGAGAAUUUGUACCAUAUGGGAAGCUGCUUAUGGACUGAUUCCUUUAAGUUCUUCAGCUGUCGAUCUUCCUGAAAUCAUCGUUGCGACUCCAUUGCAACCUCCCAUAUUAUCAUGGAACCUUUACAUACCUCUUCUGAAGGUCCUGGAAUAUCUUCCUCGUGGAAGUCCAUCAGAAGCAUGUCUCAUGAAGAUAUUUGUUGCCACUGUUGAAGCCAUCCUUCAGAGAACAUUUCCACCUGAGUCGUCCAGAGAGCACAAUAGAAGGACUAGAUAUCUAACCAGCAUAGGGUCUGCCUCCAAAAACCUUGCUGUGGCUGAGCUUCGAACAAUGGUCCAUUCACUCUUUCUAGAAUCUUGUGCCUCUGUAGAGCUUGCUUCACGCCUGCUUUUUGUUGUCUUAACUGUAUGUGUUAGUCAUGAAGCUCAGACCAGUGGGAGCAAGAGACCAAGAGGUGAAGAAAGUUACUUUCCUGAUGAGAGCACUGAGGAAUUACAUGUGACAUACGAAAAACAGGGAGAUUCAAAAACUAGGAAGCUGAAAAAACAAGGACCUGUAGCAGCAUUUGAUUCUUAUGUUUUGGCUGCUGUUUGUGCUCUUGCCUGUGAGCUUCAGUUGUUCCCUCUGAUUUCAAGGGGUAUUAAUCAUUCAAACUUGAAAGAUGGCCAAGCUAUAGCCAAGCCUGCCAAAAUAAAUGGAUCCACUAAGGAGUGCAAAACUAGUAUUGAUUCAGCGAUUCAUCAUACUCACAGAAUCUUGGCAAUUUUGGAGGCACUUUUUUUGCUGAAGCCAUCAUCUAUUGGCACGUCAUGGAGUUACAGUUCUAAUGAGAUAGUUGCUGCAGCUAUGGUUGCCGCACAUGUUUCAGAACUAUUUAGAAGGUCAAAGGCUUGCAUGCAUGCUCUCUCUGUGUUGGUUAGAUGCAAGUGGGAUAAUGAAAUUUAUUCUAGGGCAACAUCUCUAUAUAAUCUCAUAGAUAUUCACAGCAAAGCUGUUGCUUCCAUUGUUAACAAGGCUGAGCCAUUAGAAGCACACUUAAUGCAUACGCCUAUAUGGAAAGAGUCUAUUGUAUGUUCUGGUAGCAGAAAACAGAACAAAUGUACAAGCAGUGGCUGCUUUGAUUCAGGACAGCAAUCUUUCUCUCGAUCUGAAGAUUCAGCCCGUUCAGAAAUUCAUCUUAGAAGUGACGGGGCAUCACGUUCAGGUGAAGGCUCAGGCAUUACCAGUUUCCCAUUGGAUGCCUCAGAUUUAGCCAAUUUCCUCACUAAGGACAGGCAUAUUGGGUUUAGUUGCAGUGCACAAGUUCUUCUAAGAUCAGUGCUUGCAGAGAAACAAGAGUUAUGUUUUUCUGUUGUUUCGCUUCUGUGGAACAAGUUGAUUGCUUCCCCGGAAACCCAACCUAGUGCCGAAAGCACUUCUGCCCAACAAGGAUGGAGACAGGUAGUUGAUGCACUAUGCAAUGUUGUAUCAUCAUCGCCAACAAAAGCAGCUACAGCCAUUGUUCUUCAGGCGGAGAGGGAAUUGCAGCCUUGGAUUGCCAAAGAUGAUGAUCAGGGUCAGAAGAUGUGGAGAAUUAACCAGCGGAUUGUAAAACUGAUUGUGGAGCUAAUGAGAAAUCAUGACACUCCGGAGUCACUGGUGAUUUUGGCUAGUGCAUCUGAUCUGCUUCUACGUGCCACUGAUGGAAUGCUCGUUGAUGGCGAAGCUUGCACACUGCCACAAUUGGAGUUACUGGAAGCAACUGCUAGAGCAAUUCAGCCGGUCCUGCAGUGGGGACAGUCCGGGUUAGCAGUUGCAGAUGGCCUUUCAAACUUGUUAAAGUGUCGUGUAUCAGCUACCAUCCGAUGCCUCUCUCAUCCAAGUGCACAUGUCCGUGCAUUGAGCAUUUCAGUUCUUCGUGAUAUUCUGCAUACAAGUUCAGUUAAGUCUAAUCCUAAACCACCUGACAGAAACGGCAUCCAUGGUCCCUCUUAUCAUUACUUAUACAUAGAUGCUAUUGACUGGCAAGCUGACAUCGAAAAAUGCUUAACUUGGGAAGCUCACAGCCGAAUCGCAACAGGAAUGCCUAUUAAAUUUCUUGAUAUUGCAGCGAAAGAAUUAGGUUGUACUAUUUCCCUAUGACACCAAAUAAACUCGGCAGCUACUUCAGGAUUGUCAUUAUAAUUUAAUUUUCCAAGUGAGACUUACGGAUAGAAAUCAACCUCAUCAUCGAUUUGGCUUAAAAAAUAUGGCUUGAACAACGCACUUAACUAUUCUUCUAGGCACACACAGCGUCGUCACCGCCCUGAAAAUCGUCCUAGGAUGAUUGUGUAUGGUAAAACAAUAGCCAGAGAGCCAUGAUGAGGUUUUAUGUUUGUGUUGAGUAAUUUGAUUCUGCUCAAGCUGGAUUUGUGUAUGAUAUAGGCCCGCAGUUUCACUUUGCCGCUCAGAUUUGAUGGUUUAUAUCUCUAUCAUCGUACCUUCGUAUUUUCAA
Pistacia vera is the source of this 4366-nucleotide messenger RNA. Its product is annotated as protein GIGANTEA. Gene Ontology annotation, cellular component: nucleus. The record is from RefSeq and is a predicted model, not a curated record. Lineage: Eukaryota; Viridiplantae; Streptophyta; Magnoliopsida; Sapindales; Anacardiaceae. The transcript is spliced from 15 exons. Bases 517 to 4014 code for a protein of 1165 amino acids. Gene Ontology annotation, biological process: regulation of circadian rhythm; response to stress; regulation of long-day photoperiodism, flowering.